Messenger RNA from Sardina pilchardus (European sardine), 6424 nucleotides. It is a transcript of the gene ptk6b, whose product is annotated as PTK6 protein tyrosine kinase 6b. The record is from RefSeq and is a predicted model, not a curated record. NCBI's taxonomy places the organism in Eukaryota, Metazoa, Chordata, Actinopteri, Clupeiformes, Clupeidae. Gene Ontology annotation, biological process: protein phosphorylation. The transcript is spliced from 13 exons. Gene Ontology annotation, molecular function: protein binding; protein tyrosine kinase activity; ATP binding. The coding region runs from base 145 to 1686 and encodes 513 amino acids.
GUAGGCGUGGUGGACAGGAGGAAGUUUUCUCCUUUCUCUCUCUCUCUGGACGCAACUAUAUGCAUUCCAUAAAUGCCGCUCGAAGGCUAAACCUGAAGAACAGGUGUUUUCUCGGUGCGCUACGCCUUCUGACUGGAUUGUCACAUGGGUGAAACGGCUAGAAAAGUAUGCCCAUGUCUUGAGGCAUUAUGGACACGAAUGUUUGGGAAAUCAGCUGACAGUGGUGACAUUUCCAGUAAGGAGGAAGAAGGAAUAGAUGCCAGAGCUAUUGAUAAUCCCAUGGCGAGCAGCACCACGCGUUACGCGCCGCAUUCUUUCAAUGGGGCCCCUCAACCAAGCCAUGGUCCAGAAAGCGGCAUCUACCGGGCUCUUUGGUCUUUUGAAGCGCGGGCAGAAGAUGAGCUGUCUUUCAAUGGGGGUGAUCUAUUCAAAGUCAUCAAUCGCAACGGCGACUGGUGGACGGCCCGAAAAAUUGACCGGCAUGGACGCACACUGGCAACGGGCAUUGUGCCAUAUAACUACCUAGCUAGUGGAGAGACCGAUGACGCUCAGCCGUGGUUUUAUGGGAGGAUGAGCCGUGUUGAUGCCCUCAGUCAUCUCAUGUCACCCAACAACAGUGAGGGUGCUUUCCUCAUUCGACUCAGUGAAGCUUGCAAUGGCGGCCAUGUACUUUCAGUCAAGGUAGACAACCGUGCAAAGCACUUCAAGAUCUACCAAACGAACGGGAAGUUCCAUUUGGAUCCUUCUAGAAGCUUCUGCACUCUGCAUGACCUGGUGGAGCACUACAAGAGCCACGCCCUGGCUGCUGUGGACCGUCUGGGCCAGGCCUGCAUCAGGAAAGAGCCUACGCCUCAGGACCUGUCCCACUCCACUGUGGACGAGUGGGAGCUGCCAAAGGAUCAGUUCACCCUGGAGGACCGUCUGGGUGUGGGCUUCUUCGCCGAGGUCUACCGGGGGAAGUGGAAGAACCGCAUCAGCGUCGCCAUCAAGAUCCUCAAGAACAAUGAGUUCUUGAACCAGCAGGAGUUCCACCAGGAGGUGCAGAUUCUGAAGAAGCUCAGGCACCGGCACCUCAUCUCCCUCUUCGCCAUCUGCACCUCCUCAGAGCCCUUCUACAUCAUCACAGAGUUCAUGGAGAAGGGCAACUUGCUGGACUUCCUCAGAGGGCCAGAAGGGACGGUGCUGGACCAGAUGUGUCUGGUCGACAUGGCCGCUCAGGUGGCCGACGGGAUGUGCUACCUGGAGUCGCAGAACAGUAUCCAUAGGGACCUGGCGGCACGCAACGUCCUGGUGGGAGAGAACUACAUCUGCAAAGUGGCCGACUUUGGCCUGGCUCGGAUCAUCAAGGAGCCGUUCUACGUGUCAGAAAACAAGAAGAUCCCCUAUAAGUGGUGUGCCCCGGAGGCCAUCAGCCAUGGCCGCUUCUCCAGCAAAUCGGACGUCUGGUCCUUUGGUAUCCUCCUCCAUGAGAUCAUGUCCGGUGGUGGAGUGCCUUAUCCAGGAUACCAAACCAGUGAAGUUUAUGAUCACGUCAUGGGAGGAUAUCGGAUGCCUCAGCCGGUGAAAUGCCCCAAGUACGUCUAUGACAUCAUGCUCUCCUGCUGGAGAGAGAACGCAGAGGAUCGACCAAGUUUUAAAGACCUGAAGCCUGACCUUGAGAAUGUCAACCGCUACGAACUGGCAUGAGCUCACAUAGAAAGACUUGAGAUGCUAUGUCAAAGCAACACCACAAGGGGGCAGCAAAGGAACACACUGGAAUGGGGAAGUUCAUAGCCUACUGUGAAAGAAAUGCUUCAGCCGAUCCUCUUAGAGUUCCUCUUAGAGUUCUACUCUGCCUUAUUUUAUACCGUAACAUACAUCUGUAUUUCAUGCUGUAGUUACACAGGUUUGAGAAGUUUCUCCAUCCCGGUGUAAGGAAAACAGAGAGGUGUGCUCCAAUACUGUAUAUUGAGGACAUUUUAAGGGACUAAUGCCUUGUGAAAGCAUUCCAGUGUUUACCUUCUCAAACUGUGUCAGAUGCUUGAUGAGCAGUGAAAUGCCUCAGGGGUAAAUCUCCCUACACAUAUCAGUGAACAACAUCUGAGCCCACCUGAUUUUGCUUUACAUAAUCAAGAUGUGAGUGUGAGUGUAUAGUUCAACAACUUUUUUAAUGCCAUGGAGCUCAUUGGUCCUUGUCUAUGGCCCAUCUGACAUAAUCCAGGUCUUGAGACAGUCUGACAGUCUGAAUAACAUGACUUUGCUGGUUAUUGGCACUGAGGGGCACAUGGAGACCAGUAAACACAUCCUGACUCUUUUACAGUUUUUCUCAGUCACUUUGGUGCAUUUCUUGAACAGUACAACAACAGUAACAUCUCUCAAAACAUGGAUAUACCUGCAAAAGUGCGCAUCUUGCCAUAAAUGCUUUGUUAAUGUCUCAAAAGCAAAUAUUUAUAGAGAUGAAACUGUUGGUGCAAUCAAAAUGACAAGUCCUGAUGCCAUUGUUUAUGUCAAACUGGUUUGUCUUAAUAGCCUAACACUUACUAACAUGACACUUACUCUGUAAGUAUUUGCUAAUGAACAAUGCACAAGGCAGCACCAUUUUCUGUGGCAUAGCUAUUUCAAAACUACAAAGUUACACAUGCUUUUUGUAUGUGGAGAAGGUUGAUUGAAAGAGCUGUAUGUUUAAAAGUGUUUACUGUUGACCAACAUUGUGACUAUGUAAAGAAAACAAAGGCUUUUUCAGCAUUGUGUAAUGAAAAAGAUGGUGACUAUACAGUAAAGCUCCCCUUGGUGGAGCUGGGCGCCACUGUACAUCUUUCUAUACAUCCUGGCAUUCCUGUCUGUCACGUGACAUACGGGCCAGUUUCAUGGGGAAGCAUAUUCAGCAGGGAUCCAGUUGUGCAUUUUGACCAACAUGACAUUUCCAAUUGAAAAAAAAAAAACAGCAGACAAAAUCAGUUCCAUGGAUGCAUUAAAGCGUUGCUAUAUAUAUUUUUUUUUUUCAAGAUGGGGAGAAAUUGCUUUAAUGAUGUUUAGAAAUUACACAAUGAUGUGGAGUUUGAACAAACUGUUUUGAGAAUUGUGUUUCUGAUCUGAGAAAUGCACCAAAGCAGCUGAGAAGAGCUGUAAUACUGUAUUCCAUCAAAAAUAAUCCACAUCCUCAGGUUAUAUCAAUAGUUUAAAUAAAACAUGUUUUGUCUCAACCUAUUUUCAUUGACCUACUCUGUUGAGAAUUAAAAUGUAUCUACAUUUUUCAACCCUUUAAUUAAUUAUAUAAAUUGCCCCAUCAGUUCAAUGCUCCAUGCCUUAGAGUAAAAUUGUGUUCAAUUUGACCACUUUUACUGGUAUAUAUGCAUGGCCAUGCAACCUACAGGUCAUGUGACAAAUAUAAACACUUGUCGUUGCCAUUAGCUGCUUUAUGGUCUAGAAUAGACAGUCCUAUUCAAAUAAAAGCAAAGAUUUUACAGAAAGACACUGACAACUAUUUUGCUAAAAGACAGCAGUUAGUAUGCUGGGAAGAUUUGUAUCAUAGGCUACCAAUAGUGCUAUUUUUUGUUUUGUUUUGUUGGGGGUUUUUUUGCUCUGUUUUGUAUUUAUUAUAGAUAUUUACCUCUUUAGUUUCAGACUCAAUAGACUGAAAACCCCUUUUGGGGCAAUUGCUCUGUCGCUAGUUUGGAGUUUAAGGUGGUUUUAAACUCCAACUCCAGUUUAAAACCGUGUUACUCCAAACUAGCGACAGAGCAAUUGCCCCCUUAUAGUUCUGCUUAAACUACCUUCAAGACACAAGUCUUAUUUGUAUGCUAUAAGCUACUUGGCCCUUUGAGCUGUGGUCUCAUGCCAUAACAGCAAACAUGAUGGGGGGCCACAUUUUGGAAGUGAGAUAUUUUAAGGAUUUCAUCUCUGGCAUAUUUCCCAGACCCACCACGCCAUAAGUGCAUGGGUGCAUUAACGGUACGCUAUUAGCAAUGCAUGGGCUGCAGAUGGGUUGGGUGUGUGACCUUGCUAUUGGCCCUGCAUGGACUAUAGGUGGUGUGGGUGUGUGUGGCCUCGCCUAACCCUCUAUUGCUAGUGUUGCUUCAGGGUAUCAUACCCUUUCCCCCUCAUUAAACCAAUACGAAAGUGCUCAUUUUGAUCAGGAGGAAGUAUGAAAAGCCAACAGAAUGUGUGUGUUUGAUCACAUGACUCGUCCGAUAUCCUUCUCCAUCUCUUUUCCUCACCUGCACUCACAUGUGACAGGCAUGUUUUUUCAGCUCCACAAAACUUUGAAAAAGUGAAAUUUUCUAGGAUUUCCAUGAAAUAAAAAAAUAUUUUCACAAUUUUGGCGUGCGUUCAUCAAGGUCAGAGACGAGGGGACGGAGGCGUCUUAGGUGUCCUGAGUUACGAGCUCAGGAGUCAGCAGCAGACUGGCCGACAGCCAGCUGAUCUGCCCUGGAUGGCUUUGGAUGCUCCAGGCGGCUGCCAUCUCACUUUGUCCUUUUAACGCCUGCGGAGUGACUUCAGGGAUUUCUCCAAAAAGGUCAAGAAGGCGGGCAGAAGGUGGGCUGUUUGUGUUUGGUUAUAAGGGGGGUGGCAGAGACGCCUCCUCAGCCAAUCGCGCGUGGCCUAGUGGCAUCGCAUUGCCGUGGGGCACAGUCGAGGAGAGCUAUUGAUAUAAAGAUCCAGUCGGGCUGAGGAGUGCCUCUGUGCAACUGCUCAGUGCUCCAGCUCACUACCACCCCCACCCCAACAUCUCUUCCUCUCCCUCCUCCUCCUCCUCUCGCUCUGUCUUCAGCGGUUCCAUGCAUGUGACAAGAGGGCUGUACCUACUCAAGAAGUCAAGACCAGGAGCAUUGCAUAACACUGCCAGGACAGCAGAACAUAUUUCUGAACACUGAACUCUUCCCCAGUUUUUGAACUGUGCCACCACACCACGGACUUGACCAUGACCAGUGUGAACUCCCCUGCCUGUCUGCUUGCUCGGAACCAGUUCUACCGCAAUGCUGAAAGCUCAGCGAAAAUGACCCCUGACUAUGGCCUCUCUGAGUGCUUAGCGCAACCCAAACAAAGGCAAGUGACUGUCUGGGUGACUGCGUCCACAUAUCCAGGGUUCCCGGGGGAUGCGAGAGGCUGGACGAUCAGCGUGGAGCUGCGGGCACCAUCGCCACGCAGCUCCCCCUCCUCUGGGCGGAGCAGUCCGUCGGGCCGUCCGGUGAAGUAGCGUGGGACGCGGCGGUGGAGGUGGUGCAGGCCCCGAGGCCUGAGGAGAAGACCUCCGCAGAGAGGGAACAUUCCUCAGCCUGGCUCUCCUCAACUCUCCAAGUGCUCUGCACAGCUGUGUGGACCUGAGCCAGGCACAGCCCUGGACACUCCAGCCUGAGAGAGUGUGUGUGUGUGUGUGUGUGUGUGUGUGUGUGUGCAUAUGUGUAUGUGUAUGUGUGAGAGUGUGUGAGAGUGUUUGUGUAAGAGAGAUGUGUUAAUGUGUGUGUGUGUGAGAGAGAGACAGAUGUGUUAAUGUGUGUGUGUGUGUAUGUGCACACGCAUGUGUUUUACAUUCGUGUGUUUUACAAUGUCGGUAUCAACGCUGCACCUUGCUUGUUUUUUUGCCUAGAAAGUGUCCUCCACAGCAGAACAUCCUACUCUCACAGCUGUGUGUUUUGUACAGGGUGCGAGGCUGAGGAGAAAAAGCCUUUUUGUAAUUCGUCUAAAGAUAGCUUUGCAGCCAGUGUGCAAUGUUAACUGUUGCAUAACACAUUCCCACCCCUUCCCUUUCCAAUCCCCACUGCAAUGCUAUAGCUCUCCCCCCCCACCCCACCCCACACCCCCUUCACAUGGAGACCCCUCUCAUCCUAUAGAGUGCUCCCUCGACAUGCCCCCUCCAUGGAAGGCUGGUCCUCGGAAGAGUGAGGCUCCCACUCACCCCACCUCUUUGAUGAGGACCUGUUGCUGAGCUCGAAAGAAGAGAGGAAAACACGAUAGACCAGAGUGAGCAAAAAAGGCUUUUCUGUCCGUGUAGCAAUCAUCCAUCUGGCCAGCCAACCAGCCAACCAGCCACUUGUGACUUUGCCUAGUGACCUGGAAAAAGUGCUAACAGGGCUGGAAAUCACUUCACCCGUCUCACGCCCAGGACACAAAUGAUAACUUUAUUUACGCUUGAAGGCGGAUGAAUGGAUGUGAUCACAGGUUGUGUACAUGUGAUUCUUUUGUCUGUUUUUAGUGCUUUUAUAUGUUGUCUGGAUUCUCCCUUGGAAAUGGCUUGAUGUGGCCGCCAGAUGUAUUGAAUGUAAGUUUGUAAAUUGAGAUUUUUCCAUCAUGGUUUGGUCUUUAUGCGUCUCAAUGAGAGAGCACUGCUUUAUGUGUGCCUUGGACAGUUGAGAGGGUCAAAGACCAUGUUCUCUGUCUCUCAUGACUCCCUAUGUAACCCCAUAGCACUUUCAAUCAAGGGAAAAAUAAAUUCUCAGAAUUGUAA